AUGCAGGCAACCAACGACGUGGGGCAGCCGACACCCGACAAAGAUGAUGAGGAGGUCUUCUUUCGGGCUCUGCAGUUCUCAUGCAGCGCCGUCUUCCCCAUGGUCCUCAAGGUGGCCAUCGAUCUCGAGCUCCUCGAGAUCAUCGUCACGGCUGGCCCGGAAAAGGUAAUGAGCCCAGAGGAGAUUGCCGCUCGGCUGCCCACCCACAACCCGCAGGCACCCAUCUGGGUCGAUCGGAUUCUCCGCUUGCUCUCCACCAACAGCAUCGUCGGCUGCACCGUCGAGUCCGGCGCCGACGGCCGCCCCUCGCGGAAGUACGCCAUGACACCCAUCUCCAAGUUUUUCACCAAGAAUCACGAUCGUUCUGUUGUGAAAAUGUUUUUGCUACAUCAUGACAAAGUCUUCAUGGAUCUAUGGCACCACGUGAAGGAUUCAGUGUUGGACGGCAAAGAACCAGUGAUGGCCGCCUAUGGGAUGUCGUCCUUCGAGUACCAAGGCACCGAUCCACGCUUCAACAAGGUGUUCAACGAGGCCAUGCAAAGCCACUCCACCAUCAUGAUCAGCCGACUGCUCCGCACUUACGGCGGCUUCGACGACGUGGAAGUGCUGGUCGACGUCGGCGGCGGCGUCGGCACCACCCUCGGCAUGAUCACUGCCAAGCACCCCCGCAUCAAGGGCAUCAACUUCGACCUCUCGCAUGUCAUCUCCGAAGCACAACCCCUGCCAGGUGUGCAGCACGUUAGCGGAGACAUGUUCGAAGCUGUUCCCGGCGGAGAUGCCAUUUUUCUCAAGUUGAUUCUUCAUGACUGGAGCGAUGAGAAUUGUGUAAAGUUAUUGAAGAACUGUUGGAAAGCUCUGCCGGAGAAAGGGAAGGUGAUUGUGGUGGAAUGUGUUCUUCCAGCCGUUCCAAAGCCGACUCCGAGAGAGCAAGGCAUCUUCCAGUUAGAUCUGUGCAUGGCGACCUACAACAUCGGAGGAAAAGAGAGAACGGAGGUGGAGUUCCAAGGGUUGGCAAGGGACGGUGGGUUUACCGGAUUCAAAGCUCUUCAUUUGUUUGCAGAUACGUGGGUCAUGGAAUUCACCAAGUAG
Musa acuminata AAA Group (dessert banana) is the source of this 1089-nucleotide messenger RNA. Its product is annotated as flavone O-methyltransferase 1-like. The transcript is spliced from 4 exons. Lineage: Eukaryota; Viridiplantae; Streptophyta; Magnoliopsida; Zingiberales; Musaceae. Gene Ontology annotation, biological process: methylation. Gene Ontology annotation, molecular function: protein dimerization activity; O-methyltransferase activity; S-adenosylmethionine-dependent methyltransferase activity. Bases 1 to 1089 code for a protein of 362 amino acids. The record is from RefSeq and is a predicted model, not a curated record.